Messenger RNA from Candoia aspera, 3285 nucleotides. RefSeq names its product pre-mRNA processing factor 18 (gene PRPF18). The transcript is spliced from 11 exons. Gene Ontology annotation, cellular component: U2-type post-spliceosomal complex; U4/U6 x U5 tri-snRNP complex; U5 snRNP. NCBI's taxonomy places the organism in Eukaryota, Metazoa, Chordata, Lepidosauria, Squamata, Candoiidae. The coding region runs from base 66 to 1121 and encodes 351 amino acids. The record is from RefSeq and is a predicted model, not a curated record. Gene Ontology annotation, biological process: generation of catalytic spliceosome for second transesterification step; RNA splicing.
CAGGACGGGGCUGGGAGGAGGCCCGCCGGCCUCUCGGGGCUUCGUUUUCCCGCGGGGGAGGGAAGAUGGACGUCCUCAAGGCGGAGAUCGAGCGGAAGCGGAAGCUGAUGGCGGAGAAGGAGCUGCUGACGGGAAAUAAGAAAUAUUUCAAGCGUGGUGAGCUGGCUAAGAAGGAGGAAGAGGCCUAUUUCAAAAGAUGUGGAUACAAGCCAGUAAAUGAGACGCCACCGAGAGAGGUCAACGAGGAGGCGGAAAAUGACGAGAGAACAGCUUCUUCCAAUCCAGUGCUGGAGCUGGAAUUGGCAGAGGAGAAGUUGCCCAUGACUCUUUCCAGACAAGAGGUCAUCAGGAGAUUGAGAGAAAGAGGUGAGCCCAUCAGGCUGUUUGGAGAAACAGAUUAUGAUGCCUUUCAGCGAUUGCGAAAGAUAGAAAUUCUGGCCCCAGAAGUGAACAAGGGAUUGAGGAAUGACCUGAAGGCUGCUUUGGAUAAGAUUGACCAGCAAUAUCUGAAUGAGAUUGUAGGUGGACAGGAACAAGGAGAGGAUGACGCACAGAACGACCUCAAAGUCCAUGAAGAGAACACAACCAUUGAAGAAUUGGAGGCGCUGGGAGAAUCUUUAGGUCAAGGUGACGACCAUAAAGAUAUGGAUAUCAUAACUAAGUUCUUGAAGUUUCUUCUUGGAGUUUGGGCAAAGGAGCUGAACGCCAGAGAAGAUUACCUGAAACGGGGCGUCCAUGGAAAGCUGAACAGCGCCACCCAGAAGCAGACAGAAUCGUACCUGAGACCUCUGUUCAGAAAACUUCGCAAAAGGACUCUUCCUGCAGACAUUAAGGAAUCGAUAACGGAUAUUAUCAAGUUCAUGUUGCAGAGGGAAUAUGUGAAGGCCAACGAUGCCUAUCUCCAGAUGGCGAUUGGGAAUGCUCCAUGGCCUAUUGGUGUCACUAUGGUUGGCAUCCAUGCCCGUACUGGUCGAGAGAAGAUCUUCUCAAAGCAUGUGGCUCACGUGUUAAAUGACGAAACUCAGAGGAAAUACAUCCAGGGCUUGAAGAGGCUCAUGACCAUUUGCCAGAAACACUUCCCCACAGACCCAUCCAAGUGUGUGGAGUACAAUGCAUUGUGACAACACCACAACCUGUUUCUGCUCUUGGGGACCCAGGCAAUGUGGAAGCAGAGCAGUCUUUGUGAGAAUUUUGCAUCUGAAGCCUGGAAUAGACUGGAACUUGGUGUGCAUUGCUUAGGUUCUGCCCAAGCAGUCACAGUGGUUUAAGCUUCAACAACAUUGUAUAUUUCCCCACCCCCUUUUUUUGGUAUUGUUUUUGUAGGAAAUGAGACCUCUAAGAAAAGUUUGUAAAGGUCACAUUAAGAGAGGGGCCUCUAGCAAAUGAUGUGAAUGAGCACAUGUUAUGGCAGAGGAUUAUCUUAUGCAGGUGAAUAAAUAGACUUGAAAGGGAGAGAUUAAUUUUAUUCCUAAACCUAAGGUUAUGGGUAAGUAUGACCAAACAAGUUAGGAUUUGUAAAUGUGCACGAGGAGGGAGUUGCUCUGGGUUAUUUCCAAAUCCAAGUCUGUCUAAAACAAAUCACAUUGGUUGAAGGCUGGUUUCUGAUCCUUUCCGUGUUUGGACAUGCUGUAAUUCUGGGUCCAGACCUAACACACGCAACUCCCAUCUUUCUGGUUUAUUUUGCUGCUUGAUCACCUGCUUGUCUGUAUAGUGCUUCAUUAAACCUGGAGUGCUGACUUAAUAGGAACCGCAGAUAGGGUCAUGAUAGCGCAUGAUAGCAAUCUUGAUCUUUCUUUUGUGAAUCUUGUGAAAUUUCUAAAAUAGCUGUUAUGGGUUAUGGGUAUUAAUAAAUAAUUAUGUUGCUAUGGUCAGCAGGAGCACCUUCUGAGUGCUGAAACAACAGGUUCAUCUAAAAGUGGUUUUUAAUGUCCUGGUUCUCAAGAACCAAUAAAUUUGAAUUUGUUCUAAGUUUCUUAAUUUAUAAAGUACUUUCCUACCUAUUAUGUCUGGAGCAUUAUUUCAUUGCACUGAAGAAUUAUCAGGCACUGAAAUUGAAAUCCAGAAUUAUUUCAGGCAUUGAAGGCUGAAAAGGUGAUUUUGGUCUGAAAAAUAUUUUGGAAGAUAAGAUUGAAAUAAAUGGUGUAGCUGUACUAACUUAAAUCAUUGCAAUUAAGUUAGUGAUCAAAGUGUUGGAAUAAGAUUGGGGAGAAUCUGGUUCAGGUCCACCCUUAACCAUGUGAACAUACGGAUUCUGAGCCAUUUACAUUUUCUUGGCCCAAUUUAGUUAACAGGCUUUGUAAGGAUAAAAUGAAGGGAGAUUUCCAUGUAAGUUGAAUUCCUGGUGAAAUAUAACUCUAAUAGAUCAACUAGUCUUGAACUACACACCUGUUCCUUUCUGAUGACAUGCUGUUCAGUCUAGAGAAUUAUAGACAAAAGUUAAAUGUCUGUAAAAUUAGCUUAAGGUAAUUAAGGAAAGCUAAAGUGGGUGAGUUCACGAGAACCCAGAGAGUGACAUCAGUCACAUCAUCAAAGCAUGACUUAAAAGCAGUGAAGUAAUUUGCAAAUAGUACCCCAAUAAAAAGCAAGUUAAACAUGGCAGCAGAGAAGUAAGCCUGCCAAAAUGGUAUAGAAGUUUCUGUUCAACGUUACCAGUGAGUGGCAGCAUUGAAUCGACUGUCUGUGUUCAGAAUUUGGAUUGAGGCUGCUUCGUUCUUGGAUGCGAGACCACCAGGGGAUCCCAGGGCUGUAGACUAGGCUGGGCCGCUGAAAAAUCAUCCUGGAAGGAGAUGGUGCCAACCACUCUGAUUGGUAUUACUGGGAAAAUUGCAGGGAUAUGCCUAUGGAGUUGCCAUGAAUUGAGCUCAGCUUGAACACAUUCAUUACUUUUUAUAUGUCCAGGAACAAUUGUUUUCUGUACCCCUGCCCAGCCCCAUGCACCCCCCCCCCCAAAAAAAAGGCAGGGGAAGGGUUUGAGGAUGCUUGUAGGGGAUUAAGUGCUGGAGAGAUUAUCCCGUACAAUCUUCUUCAUGCCCAGCCUUCUUUCGCCUUCAUUAUUUUCCAAGACAACACAGCAGUUGAUUCCUUUUUAAAAUGCUUAUUUAAAUUUCUCUCUGAAAGCAGAACAGAUCUGCUUGGCCUCAGAGACUCCUUUUGAACCGUGUUUCAGUUGACUUCUGUUCCCGUUUGAGCACGUUUGACUCCUUCAAAGUCCCUCAGGACAGGAUAUUACUUUCAUCUAAAGUACAAAACUUUAUAAACAGUAAUAAAGGAGAGCAAGAACCACAA